This is a messenger RNA of Coregonus sp. 'balchen', 1405 nucleotides long. The record is from the annotation of a GenBank genome assembly. Lineage: Eukaryota; Metazoa; Chordata; Actinopteri; Salmoniformes; Salmonidae.
AUGACAGAGUCAGAUGAAGAGCAGUGCUGGAACAGUCACGCCAAGGCCAGGUGAGGUGUUCAGCAUUUAUAGUCCCGUCUGGUUUCAUUAUGCAGCCCAGCUUUACGACAUCUACUGCUUUAUGACCGCUGACAGCUGCUCUCUGAGUGCUGGAGAACCUCUUUAUGACCGCUGACAGCUGCUCUCUGAGUGCUGGAGAACCUCUUUAUGACCGCUGACAGCUGCUCUCUGAGUGCUGGAAAACCUCUUUAUGACCGCUGACAGCUGCUCUCUGAGUGCUGGAGAACCUCUUUAUGACCGCUGACAGCUGCUCUCUGAGUGCUGGAGAACCUCUUUAUGACCGCUGACAGCUGCUCUCUGAGUGCUGGAGAACCUCUUUAUGACCACUGACAGCUGCUCUCUGAGUGCUGGAGAACCUCUUUAUGACCACUGACAGCUGCUCUCUGAGUGCUGGAGAACCUCUUUAUGACCGCUGACAGCUGCUCUCUGAGUGCUGGAGAACCUCUUUAUGACCACUGACAGCUGCUCUCUGAGUGCUGGAGAACCUUCUUCUCUUUAUGACCGCUGACAGCUGCUCUCUGACUGCUGGAGAACCUUCUUCUCUUUAUGACCGCUGACAGCUGCUCUCUGAGUGCUGGAGAACCUUCUUCUCUUUAUGACCGCUGACAGCUGCUCUCUGACUGCUGGAGAACCUUCUUCUCUUUAUGACCACUGACAGCUGCUCUCUGAGUGCUGGAGAACCUCUUUAUGACCGCUGACAGCUGCUCUCUGAGUGCUGGAGAACCUCUUUAUGACCGCUGACAGCUGCUCUCUGAGUGCUGGAGAACCUCUUUAUGACCGCUGACAGCUGCUCUCUGAGUGCUGGAGAACCUUCUUCUCUUUAUGACCGCUGACAGCUGCUCUCUGACUGCUGGAGAACGCUCCACACGAUACAGAUAAUUAAAUCAUUUCCUGCUAAUGAAAUGUGAUUCAGUCUUUAAAUAUGUUUCUUCUGUAUUCCUCAGAGAUGUUUCUGAACACCUGUUGUUGUUGUUGUUGACGACACAGUUGUUAUCCUCCCUCUCCCAGGUAUUUUCCUGAGGUGGUAAAGGACGGCCUCACCAACCAGCUGAACAACCCAGAGGUAGAGGUGGACAUCACUAGACCAGACACUCUGAUUCGCCAACAGAUCAUGACACUCAGAGUCAUGACCAACAAGCUGAAAAACGCCUACAAUGGAAACGACAUCUACUUUCAGGACUCCAGUAAGUCAGCUGCAUUGUGUCCCAAAUGACACCCGAUUCUCUAUACAGUGCACUACUUUAGACCAGAGCCCUUAGGGGUGUAUAUAGGGUGGCCCUUUGACCAGAUCCCUUAGGGGUCUAUACAGGGUGGCCCUUUGACCAGAGCCCUUAGGGGUCUAUAG